AUGACCUCCAAGGCCAAGAAGCGGGUCGUGCUGCCCACACGCCCCGACCCCCCCAGCACGGAGCAGAUUCUCGAAGAUGUCUUCGUCCUCCUGGCCGAGCCCAGCGAAGAUUUGCCCUCCCCAACCAAGAACGAAGACCCCGAGGCCAAGCACGAGCGCCUCUACCGGCUGACCCAGUCGUACGUGGAGAUGAACCACCGCCUCCAGGUGGCCUGCAGCCUGCUCAAGGAGAAGUGUGAGGAGCUCAAGUUGGCCGGAGCCACCCUCGAGCAGGGCAUCUUGGAGAUGAAGCAGAGAGCCUUGUGA
Zootoca vivipara (common lizard) is the source of this 306-nucleotide messenger RNA. Lineage: Eukaryota; Metazoa; Chordata; Lepidosauria; Squamata; Lacertidae. The record is from RefSeq and is a predicted model, not a curated record.